Colletotrichum truncatum is the source of this 144-nucleotide messenger RNA. RefSeq lists its product as uncharacterized. The record is from RefSeq and is a predicted model, not a curated record. Lineage: Eukaryota; Fungi; Ascomycota; Sordariomycetes; Glomerellales; Glomerellaceae.
AUGGCCCUGGCCAGCUUCAGCGUUGGCGUCCACGCGAGGUGUGGUCCACGCAACGGUCUCUGCAGUGGCGACUUGAGCUUCCGAUGCUUCGACGUCAAGGCAAAUACACCAGUGUGCUGCGAUACCAUCGACUGCAUUGAGUGA